Molecule: messenger RNA, 1142 nt
Organism: Oryza sativa Japonica Group (Japanese rice)
Lineage: Eukaryota; Viridiplantae; Streptophyta; Magnoliopsida; Poales; Poaceae
Source: RefSeq, a predicted model, not a curated record
CCGACGCGAUGUCAACCUCGCGCGCGCCUCGCACGGAUCGGCUCGCGGCUCGUACAUGUACAUGCAUGUCAACCCCUUCGUGCUCCGCAAUAUAUAGUAACGCUAAGCUCGUGUUGGUUGCUGGGACUAGCUAGACAUGGCGAUGGGGAAGAAUGGGUUGCUGGGGUGGCUGUGCGUCGUCGUGCCGGGGCGGCGGCGGCGGCGGCGAGGGGCGCGGCUGGUGCUGUGGGGAGGGGAGAGGCGGGCGGCGGCGGCCGGGAGGAUGGCCGGGGAGGUGAUGAUGGAGCACGCGGGGCGCCUCGUGGUGUGCCGCGCCGACGGGUUCUGCCUCGGCCGCGCGGCCCCCGUGCUCGCCAUCGAGGACCGCCUCGACGCUUGCGCCACCUACCUCGUCCUCCCCGUCGACCGCCUCCCCCAGGGCCGCGACGUCGUCACCGCCGCCUCGCUCGCCGCGCUCACCUACGACAGGGCCGCCGGCGCCCCGCUGCUGGCCGGUGGCGCGAAGAGCCCGUUCGAGUACGUCAAGGACGACGGCGGACGGACGGUGAUCAAGGUCACGGAGGAGUUCAUCGUCAAGGCCGUCACGGGGAGGCGGCCACCGGCUGGCGGCGGCGGCGAGGGGGAGGACGCGCAUGGGGCGGCGGCGCUGUGCAGCACGCCGGAGCUGAGGAAGCACUACGAGCAGCUGGUGGGCGCGGCGAGGGGGCGGCCGUGGUCGCCGCGGCUGGAGACGAUCAAGGAGCGGAAUGGGCGGCGGAGGGUGGUCGACGUCGUCGUCAGCCCCACCGGCAGGCUGUCUCCGGUGAGGUUGCUCGGGUUGGACAAGGGAAUCAAGUAGACAUGCAUGAAAAUUUUCGUCUAAUCCUCUCUUCUAAUUGGCUGCUGCUAGUUUUGCUUUGAAGAUUGAAGCGAUUUUUGGUUGGAAAUUUGGAUUAGAUGUACAUAUGUUUUGGAUGGGUAUCUCUUGUUUGUUUCUACAAGAAUUUUGUACAUCCAGACCGAUCUCUGUUUGUAAGUAAGGUAAAUGAUUUACCGUCAAAUGGCAAACAGAUUGCAUGAACUAGCACGUCUUGUGUACAUCUUCUGACAAUAUAUGCUAAUUGACAUGAGCUGAAGUUGUUACAAAAUUUGAAUUUAUCUUA